Molecule: messenger RNA, 3000 nt
Organism: Sphaerulina musiva SO2202
Lineage: Eukaryota; Fungi; Ascomycota; Dothideomycetes; Mycosphaerellales; Mycosphaerellaceae
Product: PIN domain-like protein
Exons: 3
Coding region: 564-2582 (672 amino acids)
Molecular function (GO): 5'-flap endonuclease activity
Source: RefSeq, a predicted model, not a curated record
GUUCCAUACCAGUCCGGAUGGACCACGUGCGUGCGGGUGGGUGCUCCCAGGGCGGGGCGGAGCGGAGCGGUGCAGUCAUCUCCAUCCUCUGCGUCCCGUCGAUACGCAGUGAUUUGGCCUUCUCGACGUGGCGAUAUAUACCAGACUUGAUCUUGUCCUCUCCGUGGUGAGGAGGGCGCGGGGAAGAGGGAGGAGAUGCGACGAGAUGGAGUGGUGGGCGGAGUGCGGAGUGCGGGUGUCGGGGACCGGCGGACAUUGAUUGACAUUGACAGGUCACAUCGGGAGAGAGAGAGAGGGCUGCGCCAGUUUGAGUUUCGUGCCUUCCUUUCCACUCAACCAGGUUGCCAGGCUAUCUGGUAGGUUCCGUUCCUUGCUCUGGCUGCCCUACCUCCUACACCUGCUCAUCUGCGCGCCCUUUUUGUUCCUUCCAUUCAAUUAAUCAAUUGCUUCCAUUGUUCUUGCUCUUGCUCUUGCUCCUGCUCCUGCUGCUGCUCCUGCUGCUUCUGUACUACCAAGGUACCUUCCAUGUAGGUAGUGGUCCCGUGGAAUCGGGUAAAUCGGCCAUGGGCAUCAACGGCCUCUGGGAUGUGCUGGGCCAAGGCGAAGAAUGGGCCAUUGCCGACUACGCCGCCGCGCAUUUUGCAAAACACCACCGACCGCUGCGCAUUGCCGUCGAUGAAGCCUGCUGGCGUUUCAAUAACCUGACCGAUGAACAGGUCCGCAAGAUUCGCGAGGGCGAGCCUGCUGCCAAUCCCGUCGAAAAGGUCAUCUUGUGGCGCAUCUUGCGAUACUGGCGAUUGAACAUCCAGCUGCUGUUCGUCACCGAUGGCUUGCGGAGGCCCGGCAAGAAGCGAUGGGGCAGGCCGGGCGGCCGCGGGGGAGGUGGGAUGCUCGAUGCCGAGUGUGUCAAAAUGCUGCACAAGAUGUUCGACAGCUUGAACGUCCCCUAUCACCGCGCACCGGGAGAGGCCGAAGCCGAGUGUGCGCGGCUCCAGCAACUCAAUGUCGUCGAUGCCGUAUGGUCCGACGACAGCGACUGCCUCAUGUUUGGCUGUACCACCUUGAUCAUGGCCCACCGAAGCUCGUCCGGCAAGAAGGACUGGGACCGCAUUCAGCUAUACCGCUCCGACAUUCUGCUCCCGCGCUUCGAUUUCGACACUGACAGUCUGGUCAUGUUUGCCGUGCUGGCGGGCGGAGACUACGACGACAAAGGUCUGCGCGGCUGCGGGCCCCAGACGGCUCGGAUGGUAGUGCAGAGAAAGCAUGGUCUUGCUCGAAGGCUCGUGGUGAGCGCGGAGAGGGCACAGCUUGAGUCGUGGCGGGACAUGCUGUCUGUCGUCCUCGCGAACUCCGGUAGUGGCCUCAGCAUCCCCGCCGACUUUCCCAACCUUAAGGCGCUGAACGGAUAUCGAAACCCUGUCGUCUCCCCCGAUGAGCAAUGUCGCAACCUGAGGCUUCUUCGCGGUGGCUGGGAGUGGCGCGAGAGGCAGAUGGACCAGUCGAAGCUUCGGGAUGUCCUACGUGAUCAUUACAACUUCUCGACACGUGAUUACCUCAAUCAUCUGGCCCCCGUGAUGUUGGCGCGAAAACUGAGUCGAGACGUCACGCCCGCCCGGCGUGAGGAGAAUCGCUCCUACGGUAUUCUACUGAGGCGUACUCGGAGCAGGAAAGCGAAAGAUGGCACCGAUCUCGGCGUGCCGGCACAGGUGAACAUCAAGUUCCAUGCUGCAUUGGUAGUCGACAUUGACCUUUCUACGGAGCCGCCCGGGGAAGACUGGAGCAGUACCGUGAAGAACGAUGGCGUCCCGUACGAUCCCACGAAGCCAUUGGACUCCGUCAUGCUGAGCUUUUUCCUCACGCACGGUCUUCCCGAAGGUGCUCUCGACAAAUCACAGCCCUCGCCGAACAAGAAGCAGCGUGAUGACGAUGAUGCUGCUGAGGAUCUGGAAACACCGACUCUCACUCCUCAUCAUGGCCCCCCGCAGAGCUCGAGAACGAGCAGCUCACGGAAGCCGAGGAAGCAGCCCACGUCGAUGGAUUCGGAGGCCAUGGGCAAUGUGGGCGACACGGAUCCCUCACGGCCUCUGACCAGCAAGAAGCGUAUACGGAAGACUACAGAUGGCACUAGGCAGGGCAAGCCUGUCAAGAAGUCACGAAAGUCCCAGACCAGUGAAGUCGCAGCGCCGCCGAGCCCGCCUGCACGUUUCCGCCGUCUCGAGACGCCCGACUUUGGAUCGCUCCGCACGAUCAACAUCAUAGAUCUCGAGGACGAUGAUGACUCCGACGAGGAGGAGAUUUCCAGUGUACAGGACACGAAGACUCCUCGUCCUUGCCAGUGGCACUCGUCUCUUGCACCGCAAAUGGUGGACGAGAGAGCCGCGGUGUCCGCUGCGAGUGCGUCCAGCUCCACAUCGACAUGCAUAAUCUCACACGCACGUGACGAUUCAGCGGGUGCUUCCACACUGCGACAGAAACGGGAACGGGGACUGCUGAGCAAGUUAUCUGCUGCGAAGGCGAGCAAUCCGUCUGCGAUGCGAGGCGCGUGUCCGCCACCGCACCAGGAGGUCAUUGUUCUGGAUUGAGCGCACACGCAUUUCACGCUUUCACAUCUUCUGGCCCGCGAUGGCGAUGCGGACUGAUCUGGAUUUGUGCCGAACAUUUGGGUGGGUGACAUGGCCCGCUCGGAUGUGCUCUAUUGUUGGUAGCGUAGAGAGAGUGUCUGACAUUCCGAAUCCCGAAAUAGCACAUGUGCGGUCCCACCGAUGUGCUGCAGGCCUGCAGCCGACUAGCGGGCCGAUGGGCACAUGAUGGACGCAGAUGCAGAGAGUUGGCCCCCUUUCCCCCUGUUCGUCUUGGUCCUCUGGGAGACUUUUGAGGGGAUGCGCCGUGCGGAAAUUGGCUUGGCGUGCAAGUGCUAAAGCCAGGCGGGAGAAGAGUCGGAGCAGAUCCAAUCAUCAGUCUCGGAUGACUGCCGCCAUGCCGUAUGCAGCAAUAGGGCCC